AUGCCCGUCCCCACUGCCGAUCUCUUUGACAAGCAACAAAGCCAAGCCAACUGCACGCAACCUCCGAGCUCCGCUUCACACACUGCCCCUGACCACAUCAACAACAACAGCUAUUUCGGGACCGCGCCUGGAAACUCAGCCAGCCCGUCGCAGAAUGCUGAUAGUGGUCGCUCUCUGACCAAGGAGGAGGCCGAUCGCCUGUACGAGGAGCGGAUGGAGGAUGAAUACGCGAAGAGGGAUGGCGGUGCCUAA
Messenger RNA from Penicillium psychrosexuale, 252 nucleotides. RefSeq lists its product as uncharacterized. The record is from RefSeq and is a predicted model, not a curated record. NCBI's taxonomy places the organism in Eukaryota, Fungi, Ascomycota, Eurotiomycetes, Eurotiales, Aspergillaceae. The coding region runs from base 1 to 252 and encodes 83 amino acids. The transcript has a single exon.